ACUUAAUUAGGUAUUGCACCCUGCAAUAUAACUAUAUAUCAUAUCUAGCAAUUUAUCUAAUCAGAUUUGAUGAUCAGAUUGAAAAAGGUCUUGAUAUACUUAUACUAGAAGAUCUUGAUAAUAAUGAAGAAAGUGAAGAGAAGGAAAGUCCUGAGGAAAUUAAGAAGAAUUCAGAUAUUUCUUCUAGAUUAGAAACAGAAAUUAACCAAAUAUAUUUUUAG
Messenger RNA from Scutellospora calospora, 221 nucleotides. The record is from the annotation of a GenBank genome assembly. Lineage: Eukaryota; Fungi; Glomeromycota; Glomeromycetes; Diversisporales; Gigasporaceae.